Messenger RNA from Schistosoma guineensis, 432 nucleotides. The record is from the annotation of a GenBank genome assembly. Lineage: Eukaryota; Metazoa; Platyhelminthes; Trematoda; Strigeidida; Schistosomatidae.
AUGCCUGGAAGAUUAUUCAAUCCAAAUCAUUUACAUUUUCCAUUACUUGCUUUAUCAAUUGGUUUAUUAGGUUAUGCAUUAGCUACUGCGGAUUGGCCAUGUGGAAAUUUAUAUACUCAAUGUUUUAAAACUAUACCGAUUAUUAUUGUUCUUAUAUUAUUAUCUGCAGGUGUAGGUGGUUUAGGAUUAAUAUUCCUUUGUGAUUUAUUUGGUGCUUGUAAUAGUAAAUGGAUACCUGGGCCAGUAUGUACAACAAUUAAAUUAAUGAUUUUAUUUGUUUCAGCUAGUGCUGUAUUAACAGGUAAUUUAUUAUAUACAUAUUGGAAAUUACCAUAUUGGUCAUAUACUUUAUCAUUAAUUGGUAGUGUAACAGCUUCACAAGUUGUUAUAUUAGCUAUAUUAAAUAGUCGAUGUUUAGCAUCAAAAUUAUAG